AUGUUCCGCAGUCUCCCCGCUCCCCGCGGCAGCCACCGGGCCACGUUUGCCUUUGCCGAUGCCGGAAGCAGCAGUGGCAGUACAAGCACGGCUCUACUACCAAUCGCCGAGCCUCAAUCCUCGAUAGUGACAUCAGCGCUGGUGGGUGAGGUCGUGGUAGCGCCGCUGGGAGAAGUCGACGUCACUACGACAAUUAUCAAUCGAGCCCAGGGAGGAGCCCAAACAGCUCAUACUCGCUACGAUGAUACCGUGCCGCUCAAGACCCGCUAUCCUCGCAUGCCUCACCACUUCCCUCGCCCUAGUCGCGAUGACCCUGACGUCAAAGCGACCGUUGACGAUACCAGAAACAUCAUUGCUGCAAUAUUGGCCAAGACUUCAAACCCUACCACGUCUACCAAAUCUGAUAAGCCUACGACGAUGAAGAUUGCUGGUCAUGAAGUACAAGUGCUGGAGUAUAAGGUAGACCCGUUACUUCCACCGCAGUUUAAACUCGCCAAAAACCGUCAUGCGCCGCCGCCACCGCCGCCGCCAUUACUUAAACCCACUACUGACGAAACUCUUACUCCCGAGGAACGCCAACAAUGGCAGAUCCCGCUGGUGGUGUCUAAUUGGAAGAAUAAUCUUGGGUUUAAUAUUUCCCUUGAACACCGCACGCAAAUGUUGGCUAGUGCCGACACUAGUGUUAACGUUGAAGGGUUCGGUGCUCUUAACCGGGCUCUCGACGAUGCUGACACCAGUGCUCGCCAACGAUUAGCGGAAAAUAGUCUUAAAGCUCAGCAGCAAGCUCAACGCGAGCGCGAAGCCGCUGACCGCGAGCUCGACGAGUUGGCCCAGUUUGUGCGUCGCCAGCGCCAGCCCGACGACCGCCGUAAACGCUCGAGGCAUCAAUAA
This is a messenger RNA of Diutina rugosa, 891 nucleotides long. RefSeq names its product mRNA splicing protein (gene PRP45). The record is from RefSeq and is a predicted model, not a curated record. Bases 1 to 891 code for a protein of 296 amino acids. Gene Ontology annotation, biological process: mRNA splicing, via spliceosome. Lineage: Eukaryota; Fungi; Ascomycota; Pichiomycetes; Serinales; Debaryomycetaceae. The transcript has a single exon. Gene Ontology annotation, cellular component: spliceosomal complex.